Messenger RNA from Funneliformis geosporum, 156 nucleotides. The record is from the annotation of a GenBank genome assembly. NCBI's taxonomy places the organism in Eukaryota, Fungi, Glomeromycota, Glomeromycetes, Glomerales, Glomeraceae.
AUGCAAUCUCGACUAAUAGCACUUGAAAAACUCCGACGUAAUAUAAAAAAUGCUACAGAUCGUUUUAGUAAUGGUAAUGAACAACCUGUAAAACGCAAGUCUGAAACAAUAUCAAGUGAAGAUGUUGAUAGACGUGCAUCAGAUCGUAUUAAGAAA